Terrapene triunguis (Three-toed box turtle) is the source of this 2945-nucleotide messenger RNA. RefSeq names its product solute carrier family 15 member 3 (gene SLC15A3). Bases 142 to 1890 code for a protein of 582 amino acids. Gene Ontology annotation, cellular component: lysosomal membrane. The transcript is spliced from 8 exons. The record is from RefSeq and is a predicted model, not a curated record. Lineage: Eukaryota; Metazoa; Chordata; Testudines; Emydidae. Gene Ontology annotation, biological process: transmembrane transport. Gene Ontology annotation, molecular function: transmembrane transporter activity.
CUGAGAGGGGAGGACGGCCAGACAGAGCGUGGGAGGGGAAGGCUCAGGACAGACGGAGCAGCAAGGGCAGACAGACAGAGCACAGGCUGAGAAGGCCAGGGGGAGCAGGAAGAUCCGUGCAGUGCCCAGGCAGGGCGGUGCAUGGCCCGGGAUGGUACCAGAGGGGAGCGCCGGCUCCUGCUGGGGCAGGAAGAGGCCCCGGCCGGGGGCUUAUGGGAUGCCUUCGAGGGCCGGAAGGCAGCCUGCGCGGCCGUGCUGCUGGUGGAGAUCCUGGAGCGGGCGGCUUUCUUCGGCAUCGUCUCCAAUCUUGUCCUCUACCUCAACAGCAGCAACUUCAAUUGGGGGGGAUCGCAGGCCUCGCGGGCCGCCCUGCUCUUCCUGGGCGCCUCCUACCUGCUCUCGCCCGUCGGGGGCUGGCUGGCUGACGUCUACCUGGGCCGCUACUGGACCAUCACGCUAAGCUUCCUGCUCUACCUGGUGUCGGCCUGCCUGCUGCCUGCCACGGCCUCAUCGGAUGGGCGACUCUUUCUGUGCGGGGACAUGCCGGCCUACCCGCUGCAGCAUCCCUGCCGGAACCAGAGUGGGGAGUGCCAGCAGUCGGCACCCGGCCACUACUGCGCCCCUCUGAUGUACACUGGCCUGCUGCUUCUGGCACUGGGCAUCAGCUCCGUCAAGGCCAACCUCACCCCCUUCGGCGCCGACCAGGUGACGGACCGUGGCCGCGAUGCCACACGGCGCUUCUUCAACUGGUUCUACUGGAGCAUUAACAUCGGGGCGGUGAUCUCGCUGCUCGUGGUGGCCUUUAUCCAGCAGAAUGUCAACUUCUUCAUCGGCUACACCAUCCCCGCGGCCUGCGUGGCCCUGGCCCUCCUCGUCUUUCUCCUGGCUGCCCCCACCUUCGUCACCAAGCCCCCCGCGGGCAGCCAGGUCUCUGCCAUGCUCAGGCUGGCCUUCAGGGGCAGCUGCUGCAGCCGAGCGCGCCGUAUCAGGCCGGGCGCUCUCCAAUCAGAAGCCCAGGGCGCGGAUCCUCUCCCUGACGGCAAAUCUCAGCCCCGGGCUCCUUCACCCGAGGAGGAUCUUGCCAACUUCCAGGUGAUGGCGAAGAUCCUGCCGGUGCUACUGACCUUCAUUCCCUACUGGAUGGUCUACUUCCAGAUGCAGUCGACUUACUAUCUGCAAGGCCUGCACCUCUUCAUCCCCAACAUCUUCCAGCACAACAGCACGGGCAGUGGCAUGGGCAGCAGCUACACGUUCCCUGAUGCCUGGCUCCUGUUAGCCAAUGUGGUGGUCCUGCUGGUUCUGGUCCCACUGAAGGAUCGAGUCAUUGACCCGUUCCUGGUGAGGCGGAAGCUGCUGCCCUCAGCGCUGAAGAGGAUGGCUCUGGGCAUGUUCUUUGGCCUCGCCUCUAUCAUUGUGGCAGGCGCCCUGGAGACCAAGAGGCUGCAGUAUGUGAAGAACAACCAGACCAUCCCGCAGCGCAUCGGAGAGGAUGUGUACUCUGCUGCCACACUGCCCAUCUGGUGGCAGAUUCCCCAGUACCUUCUCAUUGGCAUCAGUGAAAUCUUCGCCAGCAUUCCAGGGCUGGAAUUUGCCUACUCAGAGGCCCCCAAGUCCAUGCAGGGAGCCAUCAUGGGGCUCUUUUUCUUCAUAUCCGGCGUGGGCUCGCUCCUGGGCUCUGGGCUGCUGACUCUCCUCUCAGUGCCGGAGCAUGGCUGGAUGCACUGCCCCGAGGACUACGGGAACAUUAACAAUUGCCACAUGGACUAUUACUUCUUCCUCCUGGCUGGGAUCCAGACUGUGACUUUCAUGCUCUUCUUCUGGAUCUCUGGCCACUACGAGAGGCAGCAGCAACCCAACUGCCACGCCUGCGUCGGCCGCGAAGGGGACUGAGGGGACCUUGCCCCCCUCCAGCUGCCCCUUUCUGCUCAGUGACUUGCCCGGCUUGGGCUGGUGGGUGGAACUGCUCCAUGGGUCAGCAAACCUCCCCGGAGAAGGGGAAGGAGAGAUGCCCCUAGUAGGGCACCAGGGACUCUCACCCCUAAGGCACCCACAGGAGGCAGGGGCAGACUCAAGGGGGAGGGGGACGCCCUAAGGGGCGGAGCCUCCUCAUGGCUCACUUGGGGGCUUGCUCUUUCUCCUUGUCGGAGACCCUUGGGAAACGUUGUCCUGCCUCCUCGGCUACCCCCAGGCUGUAAGAUCCACCCUCCAGUAGCCAGAAUUCCUAAGGAUGCCCUCUCUUGCCUGGGUUUUGCUAUCCAGCAGGGUCCUGAGAUGGCCGAUCUCCUGGGACGGGCACCAGUAAGGGGUUAAAUCAACAGGCAGAAGGCACUGGAAAUGAAGGGGGGGGGGGGAAUGAUUCCCAGAGCCCAGGAGUGGGUGGAAGAUUUGCCUCAUCCUAUGCAAGAGAAAAAUCUCCUUCUCAACCCCUGCUAAUAUCAGGGCUUAACUGGGCAAAGGCUGGAUACGAUCUCAUAGAGUGGCAAACCUGCUUGGCACCACUGGUGGAUGGGCCCUCAGAACUGCCAUGAUCUGUGUUACUCUGUAAUGCUAAAUGGGCUCUGAUGGGGAGAGGCCAGUGGUGGUGGCUUGUGCCUGGCUGUUCUCUGGGGGUUGGUUCAAGUAGAGGUGUUUGUAAAGAUGGAAUUUUAGAGAGUGGGGGCUUUAAUUUAUUCCGGGGGUGGGGUAGGGUGGUUAAAGGUGCUCCAAGCCACCAGCAUGCGGUGGAAAAGACAGAGGGGUGAAGGCAAUGGCCCUUAAGUGCCCAGCCGGCAUCUAUGAUUUUAUGACGAGUGAAAAUAAUGCAGGGAAAAGCACAGCAGAUCUCAAAGCAAAAAAGUGUUCCUGUAAAAAAACAAUACUCCAAUGAAAAGAGAUUUCUGUAAACGAACGAGACUUGCCCCUGGAGCCUUUGCAACCCAAACACUGCGAGAGAAUAUGAAACAGAA